Molecule: messenger RNA, 658 nt
Organism: Chlamydomonas reinhardtii
Lineage: Eukaryota; Viridiplantae; Chlorophyta; Chlorophyceae; Chlamydomonadales; Chlamydomonadaceae
Exons: 2
Coding region: 86-415 (109 amino acids)
Source: RefSeq, a predicted model, not a curated record
GUACUCAUCAAUAAUGUACACGCUGGCAUACCGCUCCGCCAGCAGCUUCUGCAUCGCCUUAUGUGGAACACGACACAUAGAAUUCAUGAUUAGUACUAGGAAGGUGUCGCUGCGCACCGUGUGCGACAAUGACGACACGCUCGCGGCAAUUAGAUUCGUUGUCGACCACGUCGCCACGCCGCUUCGCGUGCGCCUGCUGGACUUCCUGCGGCACUUCCUGGUGGCCAUGUGCGACCCGCACUGGCACUGCGAGACUGGCGGCGGCGGCGGCGGCAGCGGCGGCGGCGGUGGCAGCGGCGGCGGCGGCAGCAGCAGGGGCGCGUGCGCGCAUGUUGGUAGCGGAGGGGGCGGGAAAGGCCACGUGGAGGAGGAGAGCGCAGCGCCGCCCAAGAAGCGGCGCAAGGGCGCAGGCUGAGGAGCCGGCUGGUGUCUAGGUAGCGGUCCGCGGUGGGGCUGGCAGGGCAUGCGUAGCGGCAUGACAAGUAGUGCGGCUGUUGAGAACUGUGCUGCGUCUGGCUGCGGUUGGCUCUGCUGCGGCAUCGCAAUCUAGGCACCUGUUUUGGCUAUGUGCCUGUGGAAACCGACCCCGGCUAUGUCCGGGCGAUGAGGCUGUUCGGCCCCAGACUGUGGAGGGGCUCAGCCCCUUUUCCCCUGAUCG